Messenger RNA from Otolemur garnettii (small-eared galago), 1709 nucleotides. It is a transcript of the gene HGD, whose product is annotated as homogentisate 1,2-dioxygenase. Gene Ontology annotation, cellular component: cytoplasm. The transcript has 14 exons. Lineage: Eukaryota; Metazoa; Chordata; Mammalia; Primates; Galagidae. Gene Ontology annotation, molecular function: homogentisate 1,2-dioxygenase activity. Gene Ontology annotation, biological process: L-phenylalanine catabolic process. The coding region runs from base 158 to 1495 and encodes 445 amino acids. The record is from RefSeq and is a predicted model, not a curated record.
UGCGAAUUUGAGUGACCUGUUGACCAGGAGGCACAGUGAAAACGUGAGAACAAAAACCACCCAGAGAGUGGUUGGAAUGAGAAACAGAAGUAUUUUGACUUCAUAUUCUCUCUGAGCCUGGGUUUUCUGAAGUCAUCACGCCUGUAGCAGAAGGAAAAUGGCCGCGUUGAAGUACAUUUCUGGACUUGGAAAUGAAUGUGCUUCAGAGGACCCUCGCUGCCCUGGUUCCCUGCCAGAAGGACAGAAUAAUCCUCAGGUCUGCCCCUACAAUCUUUAUGCUGAGCAGCUCUCAGGAUCGGCUUUCACUUGUCCACGGAGCACCAAUAAGAGAAGCUGGCUGUAUAGGAUUCUACCCUCAGUGUGUCACAAGCCCUUUGAAUCCAUUGACCAAGGCCAUCUCACUCACAACUGGGAUGAAGUGGAUCCUGAUCCUAACCAGUUGAGAUGGAAACCAUUUGAGAUUCCAAAAGCACCUCAGGAGAAAGUGGACUUCGUGAGUGGCCUGCACACCUUAUGUGGAGCUGGAGACAUCAGGUCUAACCAUGGGCUUGCUAUCCACAUUUUCCUCUGCAAUACCUCCAUGGGGAACAAAUGCUUUUACAAUUCAGAUGGGGACUUCUUGAUUGUUCCCCAGAAAGGGAAGCUUCUCAUUUACACUGAGUUUGGCAAGAUGCUUGUGCAGCCCAAUGAAAUCUGCGUCAUUCAGAAAGGAAUGCGGUUCAGCAUAGAUGUCUUUGAGGAGACGAGGGGCUACAUCCUGGAGGUCUAUGGCAUCCACUUUGAGUUACCUGACCUGGGACCCAUUGGAGCCAAUGGCUUGGCCAAUCCUCGUGAUUUCUUGAUACCUGUUGCCUGGUACGAAGAUCGCCAAGUACCAGGAGGCUACACUGUGAUUAAUAAGUACCAGGGCAAGCUUUUUGCUGCCAAACAGGAUGUCUCCCCAUUCAAUGUUGUGGCCUGGCAUGGGAAUUAUACGCCCUACAAGUAUAACCUGGAGAACUUCAUGGUCAUCAACUCGGUAGCCUUUGACCAUGCGGACCCAUCCAUUUUCACGGUGUUGACUGCCAAGUCUCUCCGCCCUGGAGUGGCCAUCGCUGAUUUUGUCAUCUUCCCACCUCGAUGGGGGGUUGCUGAUAAGACUUUCAGGCCUCCUUAUUACCACAGAAACUGCAUGAGUGAGUUCAUGGGACUCAUCAGAGGUCACUAUGAGGCCAAGGAAGGUGGGUUCCUGCCAGGGGGAGGCAGCCUGCACAGCACAAUGACCCCCCACGGGCCUGACGCUGACUGCUUUGAGAAGGCCAGCAAGGCCAAACUGGCACCUGAGAGGAUUGCUGAUGGCACCAUGACAUUUAUGUUUGAAUCUUCUCUAAGUCUGGCUGUCACCAAGUGGGGCCUCAAGACCUCCAGGUGUUUGGAUGAGAACUACUACAAGUGCUGGGAACCUCUCAAGAGCCACUUCACCCCCAACUCCAGGAACCCAACAGAGCCUAACUGAGACUGGAGCAUCGCUUUCGCAAUUGAGAUUGGAUUUGUGUGGUGUCUCUGAGAAUCUCAAGUCCUCUGAUAGUAUUGGGGGAAGGAAUUGGUUAAAAUGAUAACUUACUUUUCAUAGUCAAGUAACUCAGAUCCUGAUUUGUAGAAACACAUUUGGAGAGUUCUAUGGCUGUCAGCUUUGUUACUCAAUAAAUCCUUGCUAUUGUUCUGUGAAA